CUUGAGAACCCAAAGAUCCUUUGCGUUCGACCACCACUCCCUCCAAAACCACACGACCACACUACAAGAACUUGUCUCGGUACAGAAGUAGUACUAACAACAUCCAUCAAGCAACAUGACUAUCCUAAGACUAUUCUGGUUGGCAUUGCUAUUGAUGGUAGCCACCACCACAAGAGUGACAUUGGCAGAAGAAGAAGAAGAAGAAAUAAUUGAUGAAAACGAAGGCUACUAUGAACACAACGAUGACGAAUACGAGCUUCGACGUUGCCAUUGUCCCUGUGACACGGAGCAUGGGACAUACGAUGAAGAUACCGAGAAUUUCAGUGCUUACGACUAUGAAGGACAUCAUCUUUGCAUUCACGAUGACGAAAAUUUCGAUCCACACUUUCAAGAAGGUUCCAAUGCUCCCGGGUAUUGCGAUGAUUCUUGUCUCUAUCUAGAAGACAAUGACGGAAACAACGAAGAGCUCUAAUAACAGUAUUCCAGAAACACAUACAACAAUAUUAUCACACAAGUCCCACCAAACUAUUCUACUGGAAAAUGGAGAAAAUUUGGAGCAAUCUACUCCAAGAACCAAAAUUGUCAUAGCAUGGCAUGGCAUGGAAUCAUGUCGUUAUUAUUACUCAACAAUAAUAUUAUUCUCACGUGAUGAGACUUUUUUCCGUUGGGAUUGAUGGAAUAUUGAAAACUUGCUAGGAAGAGUUGCUUCUUGUGCGUGCGUACUACGGUACUAGUUAUCUAGCAAGAAAUGGAAACUACUAGAGUCUGUAUGUAGACAAGGCAGCAAGUGUAGUCUUCUUUUCGUUCCAAUUGGUUUUCAGCGACCCUUCUUGUUACUAAUGUAGCUACGGUAGCUUGCUAUAUAGUUUAAAAGCCAGCCUGACAGAUGAUGGUACCGGUAUAAAUCUCUCUACUUUACUAGUGAUCGCAGUUAGUUAUCUC
Molecule: messenger RNA, 942 nt
Organism: Seminavis robusta
Lineage: Eukaryota; Bacillariophyta; Bacillariophyceae; Naviculales; Naviculaceae
Source: the annotation of a GenBank genome assembly